UAUAAUCAAUCCAUCAACACCACCUCCUCUUUCCAUCUCCAAAAUUCCUCAGCCCAUUUCUCAAACUCUUAACCCAUCGCCCCUUUUCUUCUCCGGUACAAAAGAUUCAACAUUGCAGACAUUUUUGUUUUUCUUUUGACUAUAUUGUCGGGUCGAGAAAAUCAAUACCUUGUGAGAUGAAGAAAGAUUCGAUUUUUAUCCCUUCUUUUUUCCUUCAUAAGGAUCACGUAUUGAAAUCACAUCAGGUUAUGUUUUGGGUUUGAAAGACUUCGUCGCUUACUCCCGUUUGAAAUUCGCUGCAUGAAAUUCGCUACCCUCAAAAUUUUCCGUUUUAGAAAUUUCUACGGGUUCGAGUAAUGAAGAAGAGCGAGACCACAGUGAGAACAGUGGCGUCGCCGGCAUCGGCGCCGGUGGUUAGGCAGCUGGAUUUCACGGUCAAUCUCAAGGCCUCGACAAAUGCUAAUGCCGUUUCGAGUUUGAUACUGCCGGACCACCCUCAGGCUCUGCUACAAUCCAAAUUGUUGGCCUUAGCCCAAUCGAGACACGUGACUGCACCUGUGAGGUCCCAAUCUCCUCCGACUCAGACGAUACUUCCCCCUCGGAAAAUGGUAAUGCCGCCCAAAUUCCACCAGCAGGAUCAUCCCACCCCAGCUCCUCGUUUGGCUCACCCCACAAACAAAGCUGCCGUCCCUAAGCCUCCAUUGCAGAAGUUGGAGUCCCCAAAAUCACGAGAAAAGGCUAAUCUUGAACAGAAUGACGGUACUCCAAAAAAGCAGAAACAAUGCAAUUGCAAGAAUUCUAGAUGCUUGAAGCUGUACUGUGAGUGCUUUGCCUCGGGAGUUUACUGUGAUGGAUGCAACUGUGUCAAAUGUCACAAUAAAAUGGAACACGAGGCUGAUAGAAAGGCAUCAAUUGAAACUAUUUUGGAGAGGAAUCUGAAUGCUUUCAGACCAAAGAUAGCCAACAGUCCACAUGGAGCCGCAGAUGGUGGUGUAGAACACCAUAAGGGAUGCCAUUGUAAGAAAUCUGGGUGUCUCAAGAGGUAUUGUGAUUGCCUCCAGGCCAAUAUUCUGUGUUCAGAUAUAUGUAAAUGCAUGGACUGUAAAAACUAUGAAGGGAGUGAGGAGAGAAAAGCUCGUUUUCAACAAUAUCCUACAAAUUCGAUUGCAUUAAUGCAACAAGCUGCCAUUGCGGCCAUCAAUGGAGCUAUCGGAACUCCAAACAAGAAGAGUAGAACUCAACAAAUGGCGCAUGGGUUGGAAAGUUGCUCAACAUCUGAUGCCUCAAAUUCCUCAUUAUCUCAUCACCAGUCCAAACAGAUGAUUGGAAUUUCUAAACCUUCCUACAGGUCUCCUUUGGAUGGGAUCCUCCAAUUACAACACGUGAAGGACUUCUGCAUGCUUUUAGUUGAACUUUCAUCUGAAGCAGCUCAGAAUUUUUCAAAAAACAAAACGAGUAGUACCACAGAUGUGAUUGAGCCUGAACUUUCACGAGUUUCUUCAUCCCAUAAUGACAGUAAAGAUAAUCAGAACCAAGAAUGUGGGGAAUCAAAUGGAUUUGAUCUUCACAAUGACAGGCCAUUGUCCCCAGCAACACUUGCUUUAAUGUGUGAUGAACAAGACACAGCAUUUAUGGCAGAUAAAGCAUGUUCAAUUACUGAGUCUGAUCCAGGCAUGAAUAUGAAGUCAGUCUCCAUAAAUGGCCUUUACCAGUUGUAUGUUGACCAAGAAAGGCUUGUGCUAGCCAGAUUUCGUGGUUUUCUCAACAGAAUUAUCACGUGUGGCUCGAUUGAAGAAGCAGAAAUAGAUCACGAAAACAUGCAAGGUUUGUAUGUAUGUAAUGGUGUUAGGAUUUCUCUUAUUCGUGCUUUAGCUUGUAAUUAUUAUGCAACUGUAAUACAGAGAGAGGAUGUGGUUCAAAUUAGAAGCAAGUCAUCUGAAAACCAAGUUUUAAGCCUAAGGAGGAACCUUAACAGUACUCUUCCUUCCCUUAUCCGUAAUCGCGGGAAUCAUGAGGCCGCGCAAGUGCCAAACACCGCCUUCCACGUGCGGUCUCAUGCACCUCCACCUGCCACUGCCAGCUCCAACUACUUCAUAAACGCGAAGCUGACCACUCCCACUCCGCAGCUAAUUCCCGAUCCGUCACCGGCGAUCAGAGAAUGGAAUAUUCCAGCGACGCCGUCAAGAUCCGCUCCAAUUUUUUGCAAGUACUCCGCAGCCGCCGCUCGGCCGAAGGUCACCUCUGCACCUCAUUUCUCUCUUCAGUCUUCAUUGUUUCCUCUUUCUGUUGAAUAUGGGAAACCUGUACAAGGCCCACUGUACCAAGAAACUCCUAGGCCAAACUUCAGCGAGGUGAUGGACUCUUGUCCGAAGAAAGAGAUUCCCAACUUUAAGGAACUGCUGCAAGAGGAGAACUUUUACCUGACAACUGAGGAGGGGGAACAAGGACGUUUGCCUGUUCUUUUAUUGAAACUGAAAGCAAACAACAGUCAGAAGAGAAGGCCAGCUAUUGUUUUCUUACACAGUACACAUAAAUGCAAAGAGUGGUUGCGACCUUUGCUUGAGGCGUAUGCUUCUAGGGAUUAUAUUGCUAUAGCUAUAGAUUCACGUUACCAUGGAGAGCGAGCCAGAAACCUAACGACUUACCGAGAAGCUCUGGUGUCAUCAUGGAAAAAAGGCGACACUAUGCCUUUUAUAUUUGAUACGGUGUGGGACAUAAUAAAAUUGGCAGAUCACCUGACCCAAAGGGAGGAUGUGGAUCCUUCUAGAAUAGGAAUAACCGGUGAAUCCCUUGGAGGCAUGCAUGCAUGGUUUGCUGCUGCUGCUGAUACUCGGUAUUCUGUGGUUGUCCCUAUAAUUGGUGUUCAGGGUUUCCGUUGGGCAAUUGAACAUGACAAGUGGCAAGCCAGAGUCGACAGCAUCAAGGCUGUCUUUGAAGAGGCAAGAAUCGAUCUGGGAAAGAGCACAAUUGAUAAAGAAAUAGUGGAGAAGGUGUGGGACAGGAUAGCUCCCGGUUUGGCCUCUCGUUUUGACUCUCCUUACACGCUCCCUGCAAUUGCACCACGCCCCCUGCUUAUUUUGAAUGGCAAAGAGGACCCUCGUUGCCCCCUUGGUGGACUGGAACUUGCGGAAUCAAGAACAAAACAGAAGUAUGAAGAAGCGGGUUUGAUCCAUAACUUUAAGCUGGUGGCUGAAGAGGGUGUCGGGCAUAGGAUGACAUCUUGUAUGGUGAGACAGGCAAGUGACUGGUUCGAUGAACACUUCAAUCCAUGAGGUCAUGUACAAUCCCUCUGGAGAACAAGUUUGGAUUCUGUAUCACGUAAAAUCCUAGUGUCUGUAUAUUGUUCUAUCUUGAAGGGGUAUAGAUUUGCCCUUGAGGUGAAAUCCACAUCUGAAUCCAUUUACUUUGUCGUAAAUUAAUUAUUGAUUGACAUUUGUACCUUUUUUUCUGAAAUGAGCUCUGCAAGUUUCGUAUAAUUUACGUACAUAGGUAUGCUAAAAGCAAAAAUUAGCUCAGCUUUCUUAACCAGUGUGUAUUCGAAGUUUCUUUUUCAAAACUUGAUAAACAUAUCCGAGAGCAGAAGGCACUUGUGAAAAUCUGGAUGCAUACGAACUCUGUUUGAGCACAAGAAUCCAAUACUUUUUUCAACCCUUCUUA
This is a messenger RNA of Striga asiatica, 3657 nucleotides long. NCBI's taxonomy places the organism in Eukaryota, Viridiplantae, Streptophyta, Magnoliopsida, Lamiales, Orobanchaceae. The record is from the annotation of a GenBank genome assembly.